Molecule: messenger RNA, 867 nt
Organism: Suillus fuscotomentosus
Lineage: Eukaryota; Fungi; Basidiomycota; Agaricomycetes; Boletales; Suillaceae
Exons: 1
Coding region: 1-867 (288 amino acids)
Source: RefSeq, a predicted model, not a curated record
AUGAACGACAUCAAAUCCUCAUUCUCUUGGAUCAUAGCUCCAUCCGGCCGAUCUCACGCCAACCCGGAACGAACGACUAAUCGUAAGCGUAAAACUCGCGAUGUCGAUGACGUAAGAGAGCCAGAUCGACAGCGCUUGCACCUAAGCACUGAGAUCGUUGGUGUCCGCUUCAAACCUCCAGUUCGCUUGGUAGGUAGGGAUGUAGAACUCCAUAUCUCGAACGGGGGCGAGGAACAAGACCUUCAUGUGGAAGAGGAUGACGAGGAAGGGGAUCUCACGGCUGAUCAACGUGCUGCAAAAAUUUACGAGCAAUUCUUCCUGGACAUCAUCGAGGAGGCGCCUAACCGGAAAUCCAGGCGGGAAGGAUCAUACCUUUCCAUUCCUGCCCGGAUGCGCGGCGACCUGGCGCGCCCAACAUUACUACAGACCACCGCAGUUCCUUUCGAUCAAGUGCAAUACUCCUACUGCUCAAGGGAACAGUGGAAGAUGCACUUUGGUCGGUUUUUUCCUGGUACUGCCGAAGACGCUGAUCGUGCUAUGAGAAGUCAGAAUUUUAAAAGGUGCAGAUACCUCAACCGCUACAUCGCUCUUGCACAGGAAACUGGACGCAAAUACCUGCCUAGGAUCAGACGUGCACUGGAGAAGGAAUUCAACACCCUGGCAUGGGUGCCAUGCACCCAAUCAGACCGUAUGUGGGUUACCAAACCAAUGCCCGGUAGUAUAUGGAAGACGCUUCCUAAAGGGCAACAUGGAGGCCCAGCGAUCGUAAUGAAUCCACUGUUGCGGAAGAAACUAGUCACCCUGCGCGCAUUUCCUCAUCCUGACGAGAGCGAUGAGGACGAAGCAGGCUCCGAGGAGGAUGAUUGA